CCAGACCUUCCGGCGGCGCCAAAAAGCGACCAGAGUGUUGACGCAGCGCGCAAGCGCAGUGGGCGGCUGGACUCGGGUGAGAAGUUUCACGGCCUGAUGGAGGUUGCAUGAGGCCUACGGGGCUGAAGACAGCCCUUCCGAGAUCAUGUCUCAUGUGGAUGAAGCAGCCCGCCGGCUGUCCAAAAGUGGGUCAACCCUCUAUGCAGUGCUGGAACUUAAGAAGGGUGCCUCACCUGAAGACGUCAAAAAGGCCUACAGCCAUUCCCCAUCCUCUCCCCACCCUCCUUUUGGGUACUGCCUGGGUAGGAGACUGGCCUUGAAGUAUCAUCCAGACAAGAAUCCAGGGAAUGCUCAAGCAGCAGAAAUAUUCAAAGAGAUCAACACAGCCCACGCCGUACUAAGUGACCCUAAGAAGCGGAAAAUCUACGACCGGCAUGGCUCAUUGGGAAUAUAUAUAUAUGAUCACUUUGGCGAAGAAGGCGUCAGAUACUAUUUUGUGAUGAAUAGUUGUUGGUUCAAGACACUUGUCCUCCUGUGUGCUCUGCUCACUUGUUGCUGUUGCUGCUGCUGCUGCUGCUUUUGCUGUGGAGCACUCAAGCCACCACCUGAGGACGCUGCUAGGAGAAAACCCCAGCAGAAUGUCCGGAGUCAACCUUCAAGGUCAGGAAACAAACAAAGUUCUAGAAGGCAAGAUACUUAUAGUGAAGAUGAUUAAAAGAUGAAGAAGAGUAAGGUGCCAACCCAGUGAGGGUGCCUUUUGCUGCCCAGCCCACUGGACACGUUGAAGAAAGGAGCAAGUAGCCCUGUUCUGACAUUGACCCUGAUUUGCCCCUCUUCUUGUAAGAAUCCCAACUUCAGAAGCACUGAUGGUGUCCAUCCCAAUGGGGAUGCCAUCUCUGUCCUUGAUGGUGUCACUCACCCUGAUGAUACAGGGUCACUCAGCUACUCUUCUUUUUUAGCCCAGUUUUUUAGCCCCCAUUUUAAUCUGUUAGAGAGCAGCCCUCCCAUCCCUGCCCUUAUAAGGUCUCAGGUGGUGGUGACAGACUUUUCCAGAGCAUUCUUUUUCCUCUGCCUUCCUUGAGAUUUGAGCCAAUGUCAGCUGGUAGAGUCUCUGAGCCUCUUGGAAUAUCUCCACCAAGAUCCUGAUACCAAGCAGGGUGGAUCCUGUCCCAGAACUGAUGUGCCAGCUAACCCUCCUUUGUUACAACUCUGUCUACCAAACACUCUUAGCAUCAGCCUCAUUCCUAAGCCAGUAUACCUUUCUGGGGCUCGUCUCACCUUCUUCUGGUGCCCAUGCACUUGGCUUGCCAGCCUCAUUUCAUGCCACCAUGAGUCAGCUCAAGAAAAGUCUGAAUGCAUUUGAGGCUUAGGGGUGGUCAUGUCACCUUUAGAUUCUCCCCUGUCUGCAGCUACCAGCACAGCACCCAUUAGCAUGAGUCCUGCGGGUCAACUGAAGUUCACGCUUCAGUGUUGCUUGCCCCCAUCCUUUUUACCACAUCUUAGGCAGGCUGAUCACCAUAUAUUUUGUUCUUAAAGCAGAGGCAUGAAACGUGAUAGGGAAAAUACUGUACUUUUACAGACCCUUUCCCCACUCGUGCCUCUUGGUGCUGCCUACUUGGCAUCCUCUCCACACCGUUUAUUUCCCAUCCACCCAGGGUCAGAGCCUAGUGACCCCUCGAACUUUUCUCUCCUGACUGGGAGAAGAGCUAAGGAAUGUCGGUAAAUAAAAGAACUUUUGUCCAA
This is a messenger RNA of Equus caballus (horse), 1743 nucleotides long. NCBI's taxonomy places the organism in Eukaryota, Metazoa, Chordata, Mammalia, Perissodactyla, Equidae. The record is from RefSeq and is a predicted model, not a curated record.